This is a messenger RNA of Rhododendron vialii, 834 nucleotides long. RefSeq lists its product as uncharacterized. The transcript is spliced from 2 exons. The record is from RefSeq and is a predicted model, not a curated record. Lineage: Eukaryota; Viridiplantae; Streptophyta; Magnoliopsida; Ericales; Ericaceae. Bases 1 to 834 code for a protein of 277 amino acids.
AUGACCUUUAGAAUCUAUAUGUUUAACUUACUUGAUAGUAAACUAGUUGUGUGUUGGCUUCCCCAACAAGAAAAGGGAAAGUUUCCGACCCAGCCACAAGCCAAUCCACAAGGUCAACUUCUCAUUGGUAGUUCUUCCAUACCACCGCCCGAGCAAGCUCAAGCAAUUAUCACUCUAAGGAGUGGUAAGGCGAUUGACAAUCUCGUUGUCAAUCCGCCGGCUACACCUAUCUUAGAACCAGCUUCGACAUCAACAAGUUCUACAACGCUUGGGGAAUCUCCCAAGUCAUCUCCAGAGGAAGACGGGGAAUCUCCCGUUCAAGUUUCAAAGGAGGCCGACACCACUCCAAGCCCACAAGUCUCUCCCUUUCCUGCGCCCUAUCCUUCCCGACUGAAAAAGCCGGCUCACCCAUCCAAGGAUGCCGAUAUUCUUGACGUGUUCAAAAAGGUAAAUGUUAACAUCCCGUUAAUGGAUGCUAUCAAGCAAAUUCCUUCUUAUGCCAAGUUCUUGAAAGAUCUAUGCACUCAGAAGCGCAAGCUCAAUGUGCACAAAAAGGUGCUUCUCACCGAGCAAGUUAGCCAAAUUUUCCAAACAGAUCUUGCACCUAAAUACAAAGACCCCGGAUGUCCUACAAUUGCAAUUACUAUUGGGGGUAAGAGAGUAGAGCAAGCUCUUUUGGAUUUGGGUGCGAGUGUCAAUUUGCUACCUUAUUCGGUGUAUCAAGAGUUGGGUUUGGGGGAGAUGAAGCCUACACGGGUUACUCUUCAAUUGGCGGAUAGGAGUGUUCGAAUUCCUCGUGGUAUGGUGGAAGAUGUAUUGGUUCAAGUUGAUUAA